AUGUCAUACCAGUUCCUUAAAGAAACCAUUAGUCAAACAUAUACCGAGUUGCUAUUCAAGAGAGAUAGCUGUAGCUCCAAAGAUGCCAGUAGUCAAAAAUGUGAAAAACCCAGCACCAUCAGCGGCGGGGAAUUGGCAGCAACGAUUUGUGUUCCCGUGGUGGUGGUCGCUUUGGUAUUGGGUGGGUUAGCAUUCAAAUCUUAUAGAGAUAAUAAGAAGGAACAAAAAGAGUUUGAAAAUGAUCCAGAAUUUUACAAAAACGACGAAGAAUUCAUCACUGUCAACGACAUGCCAGUGUAUCCUCCUCCAGCUUACAAUAACCAUAAUAUGCUCAAUAAUGACUCGACCGAUAACUUGAGUACCAAAGGAAGUGUGUAUCCUCCAAGCAUGAACACCCCUUAUAAUGGUGGCAGUCGUACUGCUUCGACCUUGAAUCCUUUUGGAGGAGCAGAUGAUAGAUAUCCAAGCGCUGUGAACUCCAAUAAUGCAUCGACCCCUCAUCAAUGA
Molecule: messenger RNA, 507 nt
Organism: Saccharomycopsis crataegensis
Lineage: Eukaryota; Fungi; Ascomycota; Saccharomycetes; Ascoideales; Saccharomycopsidaceae
Exons: 1
Coding region: 1-507 (168 amino acids)
Source: RefSeq, a predicted model, not a curated record